This is a messenger RNA of Elgaria multicarinata webbii, 3988 nucleotides long. It is a transcript of the gene KCNH2, whose product is annotated as potassium voltage-gated channel subfamily H member 2. Gene Ontology annotation, biological process: regulation of ventricular cardiac muscle cell membrane repolarization; potassium ion transmembrane transport; membrane repolarization during action potential. Gene Ontology annotation, cellular component: plasma membrane. Gene Ontology annotation, molecular function: inward rectifier potassium channel activity. Bases 95 to 3625 code for a protein of 1176 amino acids. The record is from RefSeq and is a predicted model, not a curated record. NCBI's taxonomy places the organism in Eukaryota, Metazoa, Chordata, Lepidosauria, Squamata, Anguidae. The transcript is spliced from 15 exons.
GGCGGCGGGCUGAGGGGCCCCCGAGCUGGGCCGCUCCUUGGACGCGCUCGGCGCACCGGCAGGCGGGCUGGGCGCUCCCCCAUGGGCUGACAGCAUGCCGGUCCGGCGCGGGCACGUGGCCCCCCAGAACACCUUCCUGGACACCAUCAUCCGCAAGUUCGAGGGACAGAGCCGCAAGUUCGUCAUCGCCAACGCCCGGGUGGAGAACUGUGCCAUCAUCUACUGCAACGAUGGCUUCUGCGACCUCUGUGGCUACACUCGCGCCGAGGUCAUGCAGAAGCCCUGCACCUGCGACUUCCUGCACGGGCCGUGCACGCAGAAGAGCUCCGUGGCCCAGAUCGCGCAGGCCCUGCUGGGCUCGGAGGAGCGCAAGGUGGAGAUCAGUUUCUACCGGAAAGAUGGCAGCUGCUUCCUCUGCCUCGUGGACGUUGUGCCGGUGAAGAAUGAAGAUGGGGCCGUUAUCAUGUUCAUCCUCAACUUUGAAGUGGUGAUGGAUCGGGACCUGCUAACCAGCCCCGUCAAGAACACCAACCACUGGGUCUCGCCUGCUGCCUGGCUCCCCACAGGUCGUGGCAGGUCCUUCAGGCUGAAGCUGCCAGCGUUGCUGGCUCUGGCAGGGAGCAAGCAGUCCCUGCCACAGGAUGACCCGGACGAGGCGGUGGUGGUGGACUUCUCCAAGCAGAGCAGCGAGUCCGUGGCGCUGGACGAGGUCACCUCCUCCCUGGACAACUGCCCCGGCUGCGGCGAGGCUGAGGACCGUCAGGCCUUGAUGGAGGGCCAGGGGGACGGCGGGGGCUCAGAGGUGCCCAUCACCCACUCCUCGCCCCGGACUGACAAAGCCCGCUUCAACCUGGACGCCUCCUUCUCCAACUGCAGCCUGGCCCGCAGCCGCUCCCGCGAGAGCUUCUACAGCGUGCGCCGGGCCUCCUCCGUGGACGACAUCGAGGCCAUGAAGGGCGAGAGCGACAAGGGCCGGGGCCACAGCCGCCAUGCCAGUACAGGCGCCAUGAACAACGUCAGGAGCCACCUGCUGAACUCCACGUCCGACUCGGAUCUCAUGCGCUACCGGGCCAUCAGCAAGAUCCCCCAGAUCACGCUCAACUUUGUGGACUUCAAGGCGGAGGCCUUCCUCACAUCCCCCUCCAGCGAGAAGGAGAUCAUCGCCUCCAGCAAGCUCAAGGACCGCACCCACAACGUCACCGAGAAGGUGACUCAGGUCCUGUCCCUGGGUGCCGACGUCCUUCCGGAAUACAAGCUGCAGGCGCCGCGGAUCCACAAGUGGACGAUCCUGCAUUACAGCCCCUUCAAGGCGGUCUGGGAUUGGCUGAUCCUGCUGCUCGUCAUCUACACGGCCAUCUUCACGCCCUACUCAGCGGCCUUCCUGCUCAACGACCGGGAGGUGCAGGCCGACCGCUCCUGCGGCUACUGCAGCCCCCUCAGCGUGGUGGACCUCAUCGUGGACAUCAUGUUCAUCAUCGACAUCCUCAUCAACUUCCGCACCACCUACGUCAACACCAACGAGGAGGUGGUCAGCCACCCGGGCAAGAUCGCCAUCCACUACUUCAAGGGCUGGUUCCUCAUCGACAUGGUGGCCGCCAUCCCCUUCGACCUGCUGAUUUUCGGCUCUGGCUCUGAGGAGACCACCACCCUGAUUGGGCUGCUGAAGACGGCCCGGCUGCUGCGGCUGGUGCGCGUGGCCCGCAAGCUGGACCGCUACUCGGAGUACGGGGCGGCCGUGCUCUUCCUGCUGAUGUGCACCUUUGCGCUGAUCGCGCACUGGCUGGCCUGCAUCUGGUACGCCAUCGGCAACAUGGAGGGCGAGGCCAUCGGCUGGCUGCACUCGCUGGGCAGCCAGAUCGGCAAGCCCUUCAACGAAAGCACCCCCCACCUGGGCCCCUCCAUCAAGGACAAGUACAUCACGGCCCUCUACUUCACCUUCAGCAGCCUCACCAGCGUCGGCUUCGGGAACGUCUCCCCCAACACCAACCCGGAGAAGAUCUUCUCCAUCUGCGUCAUGCUCAUCGGCUCGCUGAUGUACGCCAGCAUCUUUGGGAACGUCUCGGCCAUCAUCCAGCGGCUCUACUCCGGGACGGCCCGCUACCACACCCAGAUGCUGCGGGUGCGAGAAUUCAUCCGCUUCCACCAGAUCCCCAACCCGCUGCGACAGCGCCUGGAGGAGUAUUUCCAGCACGCCUGGUCCUACACCAACGGCAUCGACAUGAACGCGGUGCUGAAGGGGUUCCCCGAGUGCCUGCAAGCGGACAUCUGCCUGCACCUGAACCGCACGCUGCUGCAGAACUGCCGGCCCUUCAAGGGCGCCACCAAGGGCUGCCUGCGGGCCCUGGCCAUGAAGUUCAAGACCACCCACGCCCCCCCGGGGGACACGCUGGUCCACGCGGGCGACGUCCUCACCGCCCUCUACUUCAUCUCCCGCGGCUCCAUCGAGAUUCUGCGCGGUGACGUGGUGGUGGCCAUCCUGGGAAAGAACGACAUCUUUGGGGAGCCGCUCAACCUGUACGCGCGGCCUGGCAAGUCAAAUGCCGAUGUGCGCGCCCUGACGUACUGCGACCUGCACAAGAUCCACCGCGAAGACCUGCUGGAGGUGCUGGACAUGUACCCGGAGUUCUCCGACCAUUUCUGGUCCAGCCUGGAGAUCACCUUCAACUUGCGCGACACAAACAUGAUUCCGGGAUCGCCGAGCAGCGAUGAGAUGAACGGCAGCUUCAACCGCUUACGCCGGCGCAAACUCUCCUUCCGCCGGCGCACCGAGAAAGACGAGGAGAAUCCAGGGGACCUGAAAGCCCAGCAGAAGGUGCUGAAUGUGGGCCAAAACUGCCAAGCGCCAGGGGCCCCGGCACGUGGCCUGCCCAAGUGGGACCCGUGCCUCAGCAGCUCCGUGGCAUCCAGCCCCCCCUCCAGCGACGAGGAGGAGCCCCCCCUCCCUGUCUCCAAUGCCACGGAACUGUCGCCUUUCCGCCCCACGGUGGGCCCCCCUGGUGAGCCCCCCUCCCCUGCGCCGACAGAGCACAGAGCCAGUAACACCUGCAACCCACUCUCAGGGGCCUUUUCGGGCGUGUCCAACAUCUUCAGCUUCUGGGGGGAGAGCCGCGAGCGGCAGUACCAGCAGCUGCCCCACUGCACCAUCCCUGCCCACACCACCCUCAACAUCCCCCUGGGCGGCAGCGGCGGCGCCUCCCCCCUGACCCGUCAGCAUCGCACAGAGCUGGAGGGGCGCCUGGACCUGCUCCAGAAGCAGCUCAACAGGCUGGAGAGCCGCCUGACCGCGGACGUCUCUGCCAUCUUGCAGCUCCUGCAGAGGCAAGCUAUGCUGGUGCCGCCUGCCUACAGCGCAGUCUCAUCUCCGCAGCAACCACCCCCCCCGGGCCCUGAGCCAGCGCCAGGGGAACGGCCUCCGCCCAUCACCCCCCUCCAGGCCCAAGCUCAGGUUCCCGAUUUCCUGGUCCCAUGCUUGGACUCUACCCGCCCUCCCAGUGACCAGGUGGUGCUGCUGGUGGAGCCGUCGCUGCCCGCCCCUCGGCGCCUUUCCCUCCCCGGGCAGCUGGCCCCGGACUCCCCGGACUUGCCCACAGACUUGCCCAGACACGGCUCGGACCCUGGCAGUUAAUGGACUGUUGACGGAGGGUCUUUCUGAGGCCAAGGGUCUUUCUGAGAGUUGGGCACUGCCCCCCUGACGUGGUUGCGGGGGGCGUCGUGAGCCCCAUGGAUGCUCCGAGGAAGAAGAGGGCUGCCCUGGGUUGCGGCCGGAGCAGGGACCAGCCCACUCCCACCCACUGCGCUGUUAGCUGGCCUAACCGGGGUGGGGCAGUCGCCCUGUGGACCACCGGCCGAUUGGCUGGCAGGGACUGUUCACAGACGGACGGGCUGCUUGCAGGUGUAGUGGUAAUAAUGAAUAAUAAUGAAUAAUAUUAUUACUGAUCAGGGUUAGAAGAAUCCCCCUUAUAACCCCAAACAUAUCACCCAAGGCCAG